This is a messenger RNA of Wyeomyia smithii (pitcher-plant mosquito), 3206 nucleotides long. It is a transcript of the gene Mms19, whose product is annotated as MMS19 nucleotide excision repair protein. Lineage: Eukaryota; Metazoa; Arthropoda; Insecta; Diptera; Culicidae. Bases 227 to 3103 code for a protein of 958 amino acids. Gene Ontology annotation, biological process: iron-sulfur cluster assembly. Gene Ontology annotation, cellular component: cytosolic [4Fe-4S] assembly targeting complex. The transcript is spliced from 5 exons. The record is from RefSeq and is a predicted model, not a curated record.
AUUGUCAAAAUGUGCGUGAUGACAAAAACAAAAAUAUUUCCUUCCUUCUUUUUCGCAUGCAAAAACCAAACAAAUAUCAGCAACACCGUCAACGCGAAUUCCUUUGUUUAUGUUUUAUCCAGUAUGAGAUUUACAAACAAAGAAGUGCGAAGAACGUGCUGUGUAUGCUAGUAGACGGUUUAAAGUUUUGAGUUUUUUGAAAACCCAUAAUUUUUGUGCUGUAAAAAUGAAAUUUCCUUGGUCACAUUCGACACUAGUCGAUGUUUUAAAAAACGAUUCAAAAAACCAUCAUGAGUGCGAUAAAAUCUAUCAAGAUAUUAUAAAUGGUAAACUCAGCCUUGCGGAGUUCGUACAAGAAUUGGGCCCUGCGUUGACUAACGAAGACAAUCAGAUCAGAAUGAAAGGAACCAUGCUCCUCUCAGAAGUUUUAGAAAAAUUGCCAGCCGACUUACUCAAUGACACUCAGUUGGAAUUUAUUGUCACAUUCUACUGUGAUCGUAUGAAAGAUCAUCAUUCUAAUAUUCCUGCAAUUCUGAGGGGAAUACAUGCUAUAACGCAAAUGAACAAUCUUCCAGACGGUGCCGCUACUAAACUGCUCGGCUCACUUUUUAUGCAAAUUCCUUGCCAAAGUCAGCAGAAGGACGAUCGUACCAAAUAUAUAAAAAUCAUAGCUCGCUUAGCUGAAGUAAAAAAAUCCGAAUUGUUGGCAAUGAAUGCAGAUUUUAUUAGUGGAGUUAUUGGUGCCAUUGAAGGCGAAAGAGACCCACAAAACUUGUUAUUCUUGUUUGACUACAUGCCCAUGUUUUUCCAAAACUAUCCUCUAUUGAACCUGUCCGAAGAAAUGUUUGAAGUGUUUGCAUGCUAUUUCCCAAUAGAUUUUUACCCAAAUCCCGACGAUCCAGUUGCUAUUACCAGAGAUUUACUUGCACUGAAACUAGAAAACUGUUUGUGUGGAUCAAAGGAAUUCACAAGUUUUUGCAUUGUGCUGUUACUUGAGAAAUUAGACAGUGAACUCAAUAUAGCGAAACUUGAUUCGCUGCGAUUGUUGAUCAAAUGCAUAAAAACAUUUAACAUGUCGGAUGUUACUGAGCAUCAGGAUAACAUAUGGAAUGCUCUAAAAUCAGAACUGCUCCCAGGACACGAAAACAAAGAAAUUAUUCAACUAGCUCAUGACGCUAUCUUGCAACUGUUGAUUGUCACAAAUUCUGAUGCACAGAUUGAAGAAAAACUUCUCACGACUAUAUUUCUAGCAAUUAUGGGAAGCAUAGCGCAGAUUGCAUCAAGACAAUUUGAACAUUGUGUAAAAAUAGCUCUUGUUUGUUCAGAAGCAUCACCACAAGCCGCGUCUUUUGUUGUUGACAAAUUGAUCCCUAUCAUACUUUCACAGUUACAAACAGAAGAGCUCACUGAACAACAAAAAUGUGCAUUAAUUGACGUGCUACAAAGAUUAAUGGUAGUUUGUAAAAGGAAGAAUAUUUUAAAGCAGUUGUCUUCCGAGAUGAUUCUGGCAGUACAGACACAUUUUGUUCAAAUCUUAGUACAAGAGUAUGAUACAAGUGAGCUCAAAAGAAUUGCUCUCGCUGGCCUAAUAUCCAUUCCAGAAGUAAUAAUCGACGAGAAUCGAUUCGUUGUUUACACAACGAUUGUCCAUGUACUUUUAUCAUCAGACGAUGCUCGUUUGGACAUCGAAGAAUGCCUUUAUCAGUUUGCCUACUUUUAUCCGGCAGAAGUCAUGAACGUUAUUGUUGAUAAAUUAAUCGCCAAGAAGUAUGAAUUGGUUUCUUCAUCCACAGAACGAAUUUUUCAUUCUUUAAGUAAACUGCUUCCGCUAGAAACCUUGAGCAACAAAAUAAACCAAUUCUUUAUGGAUUUGAUUUUUAAAGAACAGCUAGUAGAACCGGUAACCAUUGCUGCAAUGAAAACUCUGGAAGUUUCUAUUUUAGGUGAAAACGGAAAGUUUUUGGCAAGCAUGUUAUUUGAAAAAUAUAAAGUCAUACAAAAGAUUAUUGAACAGGUGCGUAAAGAAAUGUUUACACCGACAUCCGAUUACCUGUUCGCUGCGUCAACCCUAAUGAGAGCAUUAAUGACACAACUUUCUCCAGAAGUUCAAAAAAUAAUUAUUGCUGACUACCUUUCAUCAAUGGAUUUGACAAAAACAAAAGACUUAUACCUGACGUCGGGUAUUCUUGGUUAUUUAGACGAAACAAUAUCGUUAGAGAACCACUUCGAACAUUUGGUAAAUUCUCUAACUACAAUAGCUUUGCACAGCGAGGAUGACAACGAAAAACAAUUGUGCCAUCACUUACUUUGUAGCCUUUUCAAUAGAAUGCCGGAUGAUGAACAUCAUCGGAAUGUGUUAUUGAAGUUAAUAAAGUCAUUGCGGGUGCAUUUGAAGAACAACAAUAAAAAGGUAGUAAGCAUUCUUUCCUGGAUGGGUAAGGGUUUGCUUACUAGAGGUCAUCCAUUGGCGGGCGAAAUUGUUGAAGACAUUGCUGAAUUGCUUGACCAUCCUUCUCUAGGGAAUGAAGCUGUGCUUGCAUUCGAAAUUUUGGCGGGAGAAUUUUCUCAGUUGCAUUUACCUUUAAUAAAAAAUUUAUUCAAACAAAAACUUUUUAUAGUUGUCAUGAAAAAGUUGGAAUGUACAGUGGAACGUUAUUUAGAUACACACUUGAGGGCGUUAGCUCAAGUAUACAAGUACACUCCGCAUGUGGUAUUGAAAAUGAAUAUAGAGAAGGUAGGACCUAUUUUACUGAAGUGUUUAUUGCAAAUGAACAAUGACGCCUUAGAAAAUUCACUCAAAAUUAUCGCACGCUUUGUGAAAGACGAAGACGUUUUUUUCCGGGAUCAUCUUCAAACAAUAGUACCACAGUUGUUAAAGUUGUCUGUUUAUGAAUCGUCGAUGCAUGUUCGAAUUGAUGCUCUGCAGUGUUUGCUGCAUGUUACGAAAUAUCCCCCUUCUUUGCUUUUGCCGUUUAAGCAGGAUGUUGUUUUGGGACUGCGAACUACUUUGGAUGAUCAUAAACGAUUAGUAAGAAAUGCGUCAGUAGCAGCAAGGCUUCAAUGGUUUUUAGUAGGGACAGACGAGAACAAAUCGAGUGGAUAACCCACGCUUUUUUUUGUUUUAGGCAAAAUUUAAAAACUGUUGUUAGUUUAUAAACAAUAAAAUUAUAAUUACAUAAUGUAUACAAUGUAUGGCCAUUUGAUAG